CCCUGCCCCGUGUACUUUCACCACCUUCCGCACCGCAGAAAGAAUGUUUUCACAGAAAGACGGCCUGUUUGCGCAUAGGGGAACAGUUUAUCCUGUUUCAGACCAAUUUCAGCUCACUCCGGAAUACAUCGACGGCUUGGAACACUUUGAGAUCAGAGACAGUGACGUCUUCCUCAUCACUUUUCCAAAAUCAGGUACAGUUUGGACCCAGCGCAUUGUUACCUCGUUGUACGAAGAGGAUCUUCCGGACAGCGCGAACCUAUGUACAUACGAGCAAAUGCCCUGGUUGGAGUUCUUGCCGAAAAGUUUCCCCAGCACCACAUUCAUCGAACGGCCAUCGCCCAGGCUGUUCUGCUCCCAUCUGCAGGAGCACCUGGCCCCCAGAGGCCUGAAGGAGAAGAAGGCCAAAGUCAUCUAUGUUUUCCGGAACCCCAAGGACACCCUUGUCUCCUACUUUCAUUUUGCAAAAUUCGAGUUCCUAAUGAAGCUGGAAAGAAACAUGGACAAAACACUGGACCAUUUCCUUUCUGGUCAGAUGGUUGGUGGUUGCUGGUUUGACCACGUCAAGGGAUGGUACAACAACAGAGACAAGUACAACAUCCUCUUUCUAAGCUAUGAAGAGAUGAUCGAGGAUCUCAGAUCUGUUGUUGUGAAGAUCAGUGAGUUUUUGGGGAAAAAUGCGUCUUGUGCAACAAUCGAUAAAACGGUGGAAAGAGCAACCUUUAAGAACAUGAAGAUCGAUCCUCUUGCAAACUAUGAGCUGCUGUCAAACAAAAUAAAUGUAAAAGAGAGGGUACAUUUUCUACGUAAAGGUACAAUUGGGGACUGGAAGAACAACCUUACGGUGGCUCAGAGUGAACACUUUGACAAAGUCUUCCAGGAGAGGAUGAAGGACUUCCCUCUGACCUUCGUCUGGGACAUCAGUGAGCUCCAGUCUGGGGCUGCAGUGUAGUCUUGUAACAUCAGUGUUAACCUACAAAUAACAGGGCACCUAAAGGACCUUCUACAUCUUCCUGCAUGAACAGAACUGUGCUGAAGAAUUAUCAUAAAUGAUAAAGUGCUCGGUGGG
Molecule: messenger RNA, 1069 nt
Organism: Conger conger (European conger)
Lineage: Eukaryota; Metazoa; Chordata; Actinopteri; Anguilliformes; Congridae
Product: amine sulfotransferase-like
Exons: 6
Coding region: 44-952 (302 amino acids)
Biological process (GO): sulfation
Cellular component (GO): cytoplasm
Molecular function (GO): sulfotransferase activity
Source: RefSeq, a predicted model, not a curated record